AUGAAUAUAAGAGAAAGCAUAUUUCACCAUAAUAAACGAGAAAACGAGCAUUCACUGGAACGAUACACUGAGUGCAAAACAACUCACACAAUGAUGCUUCAAAUCGUCAUUUUACUCGCGAUUCAAUCAAGCGUAAUCAAGUCACAGCAUGUUGAUGCAUCAUCCACAAAGUUACCUUUAGUGACAUACACAUUUCGACUGAAUGUAGAAUGUAAUGAAGAACACAAUGAAUGUAUUAUAUGGGAUCCCGACUACGCAAAUAACAGCACAUAUAAGUAUGAAAGGGUGACCGAAUUCUUCUGUGAAAAGAUAUUUGACGAUAUGGUGAAUAUUGGUGUUAAUGGCUUGCAUAUAAUUUGCAACGACGCAAAAUUCUCUGUGGUCAAUUUCACUCAUCCUAAUGGAACUGUAUCCCAAUAUACUGGAGGGGAGUUAAACGCUGUGUUUACAACCCCCGUAAAACUUGACCUUGAACUUAUGCAAGAUUAUCAUUACACUCUGAUAUCGAAUAUAUCUUCUGCAUUACCCACUGAACCCACAAAAUUAGGUAUGUCAUCACCAACAGAUAUGACAUAG
Messenger RNA from Heterobilharzia americana, 576 nucleotides. The record is from the annotation of a GenBank genome assembly. NCBI's taxonomy places the organism in Eukaryota, Metazoa, Platyhelminthes, Trematoda, Strigeidida, Schistosomatidae.